AUGGUUUCCGACGGCUCCGACGAUGCUGGCCCGAACCUCAAUCUCACACCGGAUGAGAGGCAGCUGUAUGGCCAGCUGUUCCGUCAGGCCGACACGGAGAGUGUCGGGAUUGUGAUGGGCGAGGUGGCCGUCAAGUUUUUCGAAAAGACGCACCUUGAUUCGCGCAUACUCGGCGAGAUCUGGCAGAUUGCCGACUCGGAGAACCGUGGGUUCCUGACGCCGGCGGGCUUUGGCAUCGCCCUGCGCCUCAUUGGCCAUGCCCAGGCUGGCCGCGAGCCGGGACCAACGCUGGCGCUGCAACAGGGGCCCCUUCCACGAUUUGAGGGCGUGCCGGCGCCGGUCAGCGCGCUUCCGCUGGUGCAACACACCACAGGCGGCCCCGGGCCUCUCUCGGCCCAGCUGACGGGUGGGAUGCCACAACUGGUGGCACAGGGAACAGGCAGCGCGCGGGUGCCGCCGCUGACGAUCGACAAGGCAGCCCAGUACGCCAAGCUCUUCCGGGAGCAGGUGCAGGGCGGGUCGAUUCUAGCGGGCGAGAGGGCGAAGCGGAUCUUUGAGCGGUCUGGGCUGCCCAACGAGGUGCUGGGUCGGAUCUGGCAGCUGGCCGACACGGAGCAGCGCGGCGCCUUUGUGCAGACGGAGUUUAUCAUUGCUAUGCACCUGCUGACGUCGACGAAGCUGGGCACGCUGCGAGGCCUGCCGUCGGCCCUGCCUGCAGCGCUGUACGAGGCGGCGACGCGCGGUGCCAACGCGGUGGUGGCGGGCGGCGCUCCGCUGACGAAUCCGGCCAGCCCAGUUCGCCAACAGAGUCCUCUAGGGGGCACGCCUGGGGUGCCGCCUCUUCCGCCUCUUCCGCCCCUUCCGCCUCUUCCGGCAUCAGUUCGCCAGACGACAGGGCAGUUCCGGCCGGCACUGCCGACAGCACCACCGGCAGCGAGCGACUGGCUGAUCACGCCGGCGGAGAAGUCACGGAUGGACCCCGUAUUCGACAGCCUGGACAAGACCAAGAAAGGCUUCAUCACGGGCGAGGAGGCGGUGCCAUUCCUGACACGGUCGGGGCUCAACGAGGACGCACUGGCGCAGAUCUGGGACCUGGCUGACGUCAACUCCGAGGGCCGUCUGACGAGCGACACCUUUGCAGUGGCCCUGUACCUGAUCCAGCAGCAGCGGCAGCGUACUGACGGCGGCAGCGCUCUCCCUACGAAGCUUCCGACGAAUCUGAUCCCGCCGAGCAUGCGGAGCAGCGCGCUGCGACCGACAAGCCCGGCAGCGAUCCAGCAACCGCAGGUGCUGCAGCCACCACCGCCACCACCGCCGCCACCACAGCACAAGUCGGCCCUGGACGACCUAUUCGGGCUGGACUCGGGCCCGUCGUCACCCGCGGCCACGCCGGCGCUGACAGCCAACGUGACCGGAGCUGGAGCUGGAGUGGGCGGUGCCCUGAGCGAUCCGUUCUCGGGUGGCGGCGGCAUGAGCCCUCUUCCACCCAGCUCGCCGUCGAGAAAGUCGCCGGUGCCGGUGACGGCGUCGUCGUCAUUCAAGCCGUUUAUUCCGUCGUCGUCGUUUGGCCGAGCACUCACGGCACAGGCGACGGGCGAUUCGUCCGGAUCAGCGCCGCCGUCGUUUUCGAAGCCAACUCCGGCCAUGGCGCCGACACCUGUGCCACGGCCGUACAGCGCGACACCAGCGGUGGCACAGGAUGAUCUGCUGGGCGGCGACAACGACGAGGCCAGCCGGAACAUCUCCAGCGACACGGCGGAGCUGGCAAACCUGUCAAACCAGGUGGGCUCGCUGUCGAAGCACAUGCAGGAGGUGCAGACGCACCGGACGACGCUGCAGGCGGACCUGGCGCAGUCGAGCCAGCAGAAAAAGACGUUUGAGCAGCGGCUGGCACAGCUGCGCAGUCUAUACGAAAAGGAGGCGCAGGACGUGCGGGGCCUAGAGGAGCAGCUGACGAUCGCACGGUCGGAGGCGAAGAAGCUGCAGGCGGAGCUGUCGACGCUGGAGGCAUCGUUGCAGGAGAUGCAGAGCCAGCACCAGCAGGUGUACUCGGCGCUGCAGGCGGACCAGCAGGAGAACGGCAGCCUCAAGGGCCGGAUCGCGACGGUGACGGCCGAGGUGAGCCAGCUGAAGCCGCAGAUCGAGAAGCUCAAGUCGGAGGCGCGGCAGCAAAAGGGCAUCGUGGCGAUCAACCGGAAGCAGCUGUCGCUGGCGGAGAGUGAGCGCGAGAAGCUCAAGACGGAGGCGGAGGAUCUGACGCGGCAGAACGAGGAACUGUCUCGGCAGAUCCAGGCGACGUCAAAUGCGCCGUCGACGACGGCCAGCCCCUCGGUGGCGUCCAGCACGGGCAAAAACCCGUUCUUCCGCCGGACCGGCAGCACGGACGUCGUGGGCAUGUUCGGGUCGCCGCGGGCGCAGUCGGAGUCACCGAAGCCUUUCAGCGGUGAGCGCUCGUUUGACGAUGUGUUUGGGCCGCCGCCGACGGUCGCUGCCACGACGAAAACGGCCGCUGCAACAGCUGCUGAUGCCGCUAGCCCCGGCGCCGUUCAGCCGCAGACAAUGGGCGCGUCCUCGGGCAGCGGAGCCUCGUCGACCUUUACGGCGACCACGGCUCUCAGCGGGCCGACAUCUGCCACGCCCACGGCAGCGGCCAGCGGCCAGGCCACGUUUACCGGCGAGGCAACGGAGGGAUUACCAGCCUCUGAGGCACCGACGACCGAAGCACGGCAGAACGGCGAGGGUCCGGUCGGAUUUGCGACCUUUGGAAACAGCGUGCCCGAGUCUACGACUGCAGAGACAAAAGAGGCCAACGUCUGGGGCCACGCGCACAACGACAGCCUCACCGACCCGUUUUCCGCGCUGGACAGGCAACAGGACAGCAAGGCCAAGGAAGACUUCGAGUCGGCCUUUGCCAGCUUCAAGGCGAGCAAGGCAUCGGCCGACGAGACCGACGCCGUCUUUGCGCUUCCAACCGACGGCACGGUCACGCCGCCGACAGCUACGACGACGACGACGACGGCGACGACGACGGCGACAGCGACGACAGAAGCAGCAGUGACAACGGCAGCGACAACGAUGGCCGGCAGCGACGCCGUGCACGCGGACGCGGCCAAGGCGAGCACGGCCUUUGACAGCGAGUUUCCGCCCAUUGCUGAGGUGACGCGGGACGACGAUUCAGAGAGCGAGAGCGAGAGCGGUGGCUUCGGUGGCGGUGGCUUUGACGACGACUUUGCGCCGGCAUCACCUCCGAAAGCGAACGAGGACAAGGCCGACAAGGGCGACAAAGGCGUGGCGGAGGCAAAGGCAGUUGAUGCUAGCAGUAACAUGGACGGCCUUUUCGCGAGCCCAUCUGCUCCGUCUGCUCCUUCUGCUCCGGCAGCAGCGGCAACAGCGGCAACAGUGGCAACAGUGGCAACAGUCGAGGCCGAGCCGUCGUUUGACGACCUGGACGACGAGUUUGAGGGGCUCGAGGACGCGCGCGAAGAGUCGGCCGACGACGACUUUGCCAACAUCAGCCAGACGACCAACACGUUCCCGUCAGCCUUUGACUCGCCACAGCAGUCGCAGCCGCAGCAGCAGCAGCCGGGAAAGCUGGACUCGACGGCGUCUAGCUUUGGCCUCGACAGCAGCUUCGACUUUGGCAGCCUGGGCUCGUCGGGCCAGACGGCCGCCGCGACGACGACGACGACGAGCGACAGCAACGACUGGUUCACGUCCUUUACCGAGGCGCCGGCCAAAGAGGACAAGACAGCCGGCUCGGCUGUCCCUGGUCCCGAGACGCUGGCCCGGCCUCCGGGUCCUGGCCGGCUCCUGACUGACGACGGCGAGCACGAUGACCCCUUUCUCAAGAAACUAACGUCCAUGGGCUACCCACGGAUACAGGCGCUGAACGCGCUCGAGAAAUACGACUACAACGUUGACAGAGCCGCCAACUUUCUCGCCAGCCAGUCCUAG
Molecule: messenger RNA, 3954 nt
Organism: Grosmannia clavigera kw1407
Lineage: Eukaryota; Fungi; Ascomycota; Sordariomycetes; Ophiostomatales; Ophiostomataceae
Product: ef hand domain containing protein
Exons: 4
Coding region: 1-3954 (1317 amino acids)
Biological process (GO): endocytosis; endosomal transport
Cellular component (GO): plasma membrane; cytoplasm
Molecular function (GO): calcium ion binding; protein binding
Source: RefSeq, a predicted model, not a curated record